Molecule: messenger RNA, 1101 nt
Organism: Sugiyamaella lignohabitans
Lineage: Eukaryota; Fungi; Ascomycota; Dipodascomycetes; Dipodascales; Trichomonascaceae
Gene: RIB2
Product: bifunctional DRAP deaminase/tRNA pseudouridine synthase RIB2
Exons: 1
Coding region: 1-1101 (366 amino acids)
Biological process (GO): pseudouridine synthesis
Molecular function (GO): RNA binding; pseudouridine synthase activity
Source: RefSeq, a predicted model, not a curated record
AUGUUUUUAGCCAAGAAUGCCAAGGGUGCUGACCAGAUGGGUGCACAACUACGAGGACGAGAGGUUCGAAAAGAAUAUCUGGCUAGAGUAGUUGGCGAGUUCCCUCUAGGUGAAAUCACCUGUAAUGAACCCCUGCUAACAGUGGAUCCCAAAGUUGCCUUAAACAUGGUGGUAAAAGACGGCACUGGCAAAGAAGCUACAACUAUAUUUAACAGAAUUAGCUACGAUGGUCAAACGAGUAUUGUACGAUGCCGUCCUUUGACUGGCCGAACUCACCAGAUCAGAGUUCAUCUCCAGUAUCUGGGACAUCCUAUUGCCAACGAUCCAUUAUAUUCGAAUGUAAAUGUUUGGGGACCGGAUCUCGGUAAAUCAGGUUCUGGUGACCCACUGGUAAUUGCUGCAAAACUAAAUGAAAUUGGUAAAACCACUGUUGCUGAGACAUAUAUCCAUCCAAAGAAUCAAUCCAAUGGCGAAGGUGAAAUGCUCACUGGUGAGAAUUGCUCAGUCUGUGCUACUGCCCUCUACACAGACCCAGGUCCUAACGAUCUUGAUCUUUGGUUGCAUGCCCUUAAAUACUACUCUAUCGAUGAAAGCAAUCCAUGGAGUUACGAAACUCCUAUUCCCUAUUGGGUCAAUGAGGUUCAUUUGCCAUUCAUGAAAAUGGCACUUGAAGAGGCCAAGAAAUGCGAACCUACAGAAACUGCGUUUUCUGUUGGUGCGGUGCUUGUCAAGGAUGGAAAAGUCCUUGAAACUGGCUACUCCCGCGAGCUUCCUGGAAAUACGCAUGCUGAACAAUGUGCACUCGAAAAAUACUAUGCUAAGCACGGAACGACUGAUGUACCUGCAGGAACAGUUAUCUACACAACUAUGGAACCUUGUUCUGAGCGUCUCAGUGGGAACCUUCCUUGCGUGGACCGUAUUUUGAAGACGUCCAUCAAGACCGUAUUUGUUGGUGUAGUAGAACCUGACACGUUUGUCAAGAAAAACACAGGCUUAGCCAAACUGACUGAGAAGAAAAUCGAGUACAUUCCUAUCACUGGUAUCGAAGAGGAGGCCAUCAAGGCUGCCACGAAGGGUCACCCUCCCGUUCCAACUGCAUAA